CACAGACAGACCUCAGAAGUCUUCAGAACUUGCAUGCGACGACCAAAACUCCUCGCAAGCACCAUCGCCUCGGCUGCAGCCCUCCGCAGCGCUACCCUCAGCCGGCCGGCCGUGAAACGCAGCAGCGUCGUCGCGACCCGCGCAAAAGAGACGAUGGCAGAGGCCGACCUCCUGAGCUGCAUCGUACGAACGAAACAAAAAAAGACGGACUUCAAGGGCAAGCGCGUCGGGCUCUACUUCGCCGCGGGCUGGUGCCCCAUGUGCACGUCCUUCGAGCCGUCGCUCGUGCAAUUCGUCGAGGCGACCCGAAGCCCGGAAAGCAAUGCCCCGCCGGUGCAGCUCAUCUACGUGAGCUCCGACAUGGACGAGGCGGCCGCCGAGACGCGCGCCGCCGCGCUCGGCAUGGAUCGGGUGGACUUCGCCAUGGCCCAGACGCUCAAGACGACGUUCAAGGUCUGGUCCGGGCGCGAGCGGCCCGAGUUCGGCGACGGGCGCCGCGGCGGCGUGCCGGCGAUCGUCGUCGUCGACCGCGACUGCGGUGAGCUCCAGUACCUCAACGCGGAGGGCGAAGGCGCCGCGGCGCUGGGGAAGUGGAAGGAUGAGGGCGCCUGGUGA
Molecule: messenger RNA, 615 nt
Organism: Pelagomonas calceolata
Lineage: Eukaryota; Pelagophyceae; Pelagomonadales; Pelagomonadaceae
Source: the annotation of a GenBank genome assembly